This is a messenger RNA of Boleophthalmus pectinirostris (great blue-spotted mudskipper), 417 nucleotides long. Its product is annotated as arf-GAP with Rho-GAP domain, ANK repeat and PH domain-containing protein 3-like. The transcript has 5 exons. Bases 43 to 381 code for a protein of 112 amino acids. The record is from RefSeq and is a predicted model, not a curated record. NCBI's taxonomy places the organism in Eukaryota, Metazoa, Chordata, Actinopteri, Gobiiformes, Gobiidae.
GCUCAGAGCAUCAAACCAGAGAAGGAGUGGAGCCUGAAGACCAUGAAGAUCUACAUCGGCAUCAGGAAAAAACUCAAGGCCCCCACCAGAUGGGGCUUCACAGUGAUCUCACACAAACACCAGCUGUUCCUGUGCUGCAGCGGGGAGGCGGAGCUGUGGGGCUGGAUCACCUGUUUCCUCAAAGCUCAGAACGAUGAAGCGCCCCCUGCCAUCCUGCGCAGACACUCGUCCUCUGACAUCUCCAAGCAGAAGUUCGGGACGAUGCCUCUGGUCCCCAUCAGAGGAGACGAGAGCAACAACAGCAUGCUCUCAGCCAAUCAGACGCUGAGAAAACUGCACGACAGAAGGACCCUGUCCAUGUACUUUGUAAGUCUGUUUUGAUGAUGAUGUUUUCUCUUAUGUUUUAUCUAUAUCUGU